AUGUCUACCCCAUCCACAAAAACCAUCCGCGUUGGCAUCAUUUGCGGUAGCCAACGCAAACCCCGGUGCGGCGACCAAGUCUCAAACUUCGUCCUCGAAACCGUCCAAAUCCACUCAAAGCCCACCAAUACCGAUGUACAAAAUAUUUCCUUUCAUUUCGACUUCAUCGACAUUAACGACUUAAACCUCCCUUUCUACGAUGAACCUGGAAUCCCCUCAAAGAUAACACCACCGGAGGGCUACACGCACGAACACACGCGCAAAUGGUCCCAAAGAAUAUCUCCCCUUGACGCCUUCAUCUUUGUCACCCCGCAGUAUAACUGGGGAUAUCCAGCGGGUCUCAAAAAUGCAAUUGACUACCUCUUCCACGAAUGGAAAGGCAAGCCAGCCGUUAUCGUCAGUUACGGUGGCCAUGGAGGCGAUAAAGCUGCUGCGGCGCUGAGGGUGUGUUUGGCUGGUGGCCUUGAUAUGCAAGUCGGUGAUAGAAUGGUUGUCAAUUUGAGUUUCCCGAAUAGGGAUGCGCUUUAUGCUGCGGCGCAAGGAAAGGAUUUGGGGUUGGAUGCGGGUAAGGAGGGUGGGGUUUGGAGUGAGGAGAGGAAGUGUAUCACUGGUGCUUGGGAUCAGAUGGUUGCAAUGCUUGUUUAA
Penicillium atrosanguineum is the source of this 645-nucleotide messenger RNA. Its product is annotated as flavin-dependent quinone reductase. The transcript has a single exon. Gene Ontology annotation, molecular function: FMN binding; oxidoreductase activity. Gene Ontology annotation, cellular component: cytosol. The record is from RefSeq and is a predicted model, not a curated record. The coding region runs from base 1 to 645 and encodes 214 amino acids. NCBI's taxonomy places the organism in Eukaryota, Fungi, Ascomycota, Eurotiomycetes, Eurotiales, Aspergillaceae.